UGGAGAGCGGAGCGCUGAAAGCUAAGCGCCAACAGUCGCCAGCGGUUCGAUUAGCAGCGACGUGGUGAAGUUUCAUUAUAUGUAUUUCUUUGGCCCAAAACAAAGGGGGGAGUGCGAAAAACCACUAAGUAUUUUUUUGGCCAGAAUGCGAGUCAACUAAUUUGCUGGCGAAGACGAAGCAGACAUGGCACAGCUUAAGAAUCCAGGCCAAGGUCAGCCGGCGGCUCUUGUUGGGUCAACGCUGGCUUCGGCCCUGCUGCUCAUGGGUCUGGUUUUUGCACUGAUCGGCAUCAAGCUCUUUGGCUUCCGGCGACGACUGACUUUCGAUCGAUCGCAGGUGCAGCAGCAGCAGCAAUCACAGCAGCCGCCGCCACGUUACGCAGCCUUUGAGUCGCAGGUUAACGGCACCGAUUCCGCUGUCCAUGGAGUGUUCCGACGUCGCAAUCUUGAGGAAUUCGAAAGCCCAUGGCCAACGGCAUCAACGCCAGCGACGACGACAGGAAACAGCUACUUAACGGGAAGUGUUCCCAACCUACAACUCUAUGGCCUCAGCCCCAGGGAUAACCAAAGAACCAAGGUCUCCUAUCGGGAAAAGUCACUAGAGCAGCGACGCAGACGCUUGGAGGUCAACAGUGAGCAUUAUGAGUAUACAGCGCCACCAACCCGACAACCACCAGCUCCUCCAACACAGACAGAGAUGCUGGCCGAGGCCCAACCUGUUGAUUCUCCAGCUAGUCAGGAGUCCGUUCCACCUAAAACUACUCCUGAAGUACCCAAAACUCUGCCUCUAAUUGCUCCCUUAAACCAAUCCCUGCCUGCUGUACCUCGUGAAGCCUUUCCAGAGCCACCAAGCGAACUGGGCAUGCCGAAUUUCGAUCAUUUCGCGGAGAAAUAUGAUCUGAUUAGUACCAAGCCCAAUGGGGAAGCUACAAGACCCACACAGCUGAGGAGUAAGGACAGUGGUCGCUAUGUCAAGUUUGAUCCUGUGGAUGAUGUCCCGGAAUUGCUUACUCCGGAGGACUCUCCGCCAGAACCUUUAACACCAGAUGACGGGCUGGAAGGAGCUUUAUCAGUGACAGCGGUUGUGCAUCGUGGAGCAAUACCCAAAGAAGCUGAACCUAGAAGUGAACCUAGAAGUGAACCUAGAAGUGAACCUAGAAGUGAACACGAACCUGAACCCGAACCCGAACCCAAACUCUCACCUGAACCCGAACCGAAACCAUCAUCUGAACCCUCACCUGAGCCCCAAAGAACACUAGAUCCCUUUGAGGAAGCAGAAAAAGCAGACUCUGCCUUUGUUGUGGAAAUCAUAGCAGGUAGUCCGGAAGCAGAAACCACUGCCAGAAUAGAGCCUACCCUUCAGCGAGGUUUAUUCGAUGACCUGGAACUUCCUCUGGGUAAUCAGGACAGAGACUUUCAACGCAUACGUAAUUCUUUCGUGAUACAUGAAGCAGAUAUCCUGGAUGUGGAUCAGCUACAGCUUCCUCCGGCUAGCAGUCCGCCAGGAUUUGGCAAGAGCAUCGAUGAAGACUGGGACAACUUUGCAAAUCUGGACGCAGUGGUAGAUGUUCCAGAACCCAACUGGGCUCUCCACCCGAACAGUGUCGAGCAAGUGCCCGCGGUUGAGACCACUCUUAGCGAGGCCACUCUCCAACUGGAUAAUGUAGAGCAGGUGGAAGGUCUAUUCCAUCAGCUGGAACUGAUGGAGCCUAGAAUGGAGAUCUUCGAGCCAGAGCCUCCGAUUCCCUGUGUGGAUCCACCGCCCUAUGAUCCUGGUCUACCAUAUUUACCCGACUAUGACUCCCUGAUGCAGCUGGAGAGCUCCAGGGGUGGACACAACCUACCCAAAUACACAGAGGUAAUGGAACAGAGAUCCAAGAAGGCCAACUUUGUUAGUAGGAUAGAGGAUCUGUACGAUGAACUGGAGGUUAAUGGAGGAGAAGUGGCGGGAUCAACCACUUCCACUGCCCAGAGCAAUGGUGUCUCUAACUUUGAGGACUUGUGCCAGGAAAUGGCUGUGUCACCGCCCCGCCAAGCGCCUCAGGCUGCCCCCCGAUCCUCAAGACCCUCGGCCACCCUAAAUGUGCGCGGUGAUGCUGCUCCUCCCCUGGCUUGUUAUCAACCUGAAGAGCUGCCCAGCUCCAGUUCGAGUGAUGCCGAUGGGGAGGAUGGGGGAGCCCGGUCAGCUCCCCAGCCAGCCAGGCGUGAUCCUCGAGCACUGAAAGUUCGCUUCGAUGUGGAUAACCUGCAGUACUAUCAGUCCGCCGAGGUGGUGACCUCGAGCGGUGUAGAGUCCGAGGAGGAUGAUGACUACCUGCCCCGUCCCACGCCCAUGCAGCGCUCAAUAGUUUUCGAGCCAACGGAUAACGGACUGCCCAGCCUUUUUGGAGCUCAAGUCUCUCAAGGAGAUAGCGAUGAGGACGAUGAUGAUGGUUUUGGACGCGCCAUCAGCCAGCAUCGCUCCAUGACAGCGGCACUGAGGACGCAUAAUAUUGUUAGAGGUGACACAGAAGCGUAAUGAGAGCCCUACCUCCCAACAUCCUUAGCAAAUACAGUAUUUUAUGUGUUAAUUAUGUUUGCCAAAACGGCAAUAAUCCAUUUAUGUAUGUACAUAUAUGAUGUGUGUAUGAUUUGUAUGAUAAGUUGCCAUAUCACUUUGACUAUAUAUAGUUAAUGUAGUAAAGUUGUGGCAGGAAAGCCAUUAAAGAUAAAGAAACUAUA
Messenger RNA from Drosophila kikkawai, 2721 nucleotides. RefSeq names its product histone-lysine N-methyltransferase 2D. NCBI's taxonomy places the organism in Eukaryota, Metazoa, Arthropoda, Insecta, Diptera, Drosophilidae. The record is from RefSeq and is a predicted model, not a curated record.